Aspergillus melleus is the source of this 1245-nucleotide messenger RNA. RefSeq names its product succinate--CoA ligase (GDP-forming) subunit beta (gene LSC2). Gene Ontology annotation, biological process: tricarboxylic acid cycle; succinyl-CoA metabolic process. The record is from RefSeq and is a predicted model, not a curated record. Gene Ontology annotation, molecular function: ATP binding; succinate-CoA ligase (ADP-forming) activity. The transcript is spliced from 7 exons. Gene Ontology annotation, cellular component: mitochondrion; succinate-CoA ligase complex. NCBI's taxonomy places the organism in Eukaryota, Fungi, Ascomycota, Eurotiomycetes, Eurotiales, Aspergillaceae. The coding region runs from base 1 to 1245 and encodes 414 amino acids.
AUGUUCAAGCUCGCCCGCGGCAGACCCAUUGCGGCAGCUCUCAGAGCCGCGACGGAGACUUCCGUCCCGUCCCGCCUGGGCCAGCAACAGAGAAACCUGUCGAUCCACGAAUAUCUUUCCGCAAACCUCCUCAAGUCGUACGGUGUUGGAAUGCCCAAGGGCGAGGUUGCUCGCAGCGCAGAGGAGGCUGAAGCCGUUGCCAAGUCUCUCGGAAACGAUGACAUGGUCAUCAAGGCACAGGUCCUCGCCGGUGGUCGUGGUAAGGGCUCUUUCGAUAACGGUCUCAAAGGUGGUGUGCGCGUCAUCUAUUCCCCUACUGAAGCCAAGAUGUUCGCCGGCCAGAUGAUUGGACACAAAUUGAUUACGAAGCAAACCGGUGCUGCUGGUCGUCUUUGCAACUCCGUGUACAUUUGCGAGCGCAAGUUCGCUCGUCGCGAAUUCUACCUUGCUGUUCUCAUGGACCGGCAAUCCCAGGCCCCUGUGAUUGUUGCGUCGUCGCAGGGUGGCAUGGACAUCGAGGCUGUUGCCAAGGAGAGCCCGGAGGCCAUCAUCACCACCCCCAUUGAUAUCAAUGUUGGCGUGACCGACGAGAUUGCCCUCAAGAUUGCCACCGAGCUGGGCUUCUCUGAGCAGUGCAUUCCGGAGGCCAAGGAGACGAUCCAGAAGCUGUACAAGGUUUUCAUGGACAAGGAUGCUACCCAGAUUGAGAUCAACCCUCUGUCGGAGACCUCGGAUCACAAGGUCAUGGCUAUGGAUGCUAAGUUGGGCUUCGAUGACAACGCGGACUUCAGACAGAAGGAGGUCUUCUCCUGGAGGGACACCACCCAGGAAGAUGCCGACGAAGUCAAGGCUGCCGAGCACGGACUGAACUUCAUCAAGCUCGACGGUGACAUCGGAUGUUUGGUCAACGGAGCCGGCCUUGCCAUGGCUACCAUGGACAUUAUCAAGCUCAACGGUGGCAGCCCCGCCAACUUCCUCGAUGUUGGAGGUGGUGCUACCCCGGCCGCCAUCAAGUCUGCUUUCGAGCUUAUCACUAGCGACCCCAAGGUGUCGGCCAUCUUCGUCAACAUCUUCGGUGGUAUCGUCCGUUGCGAUGCCAUCGCUCAGGGUCUGAUCAAUGUCGUGCAGGAGAUGGGUCUCCGCACUCCCAUCGUCGCUCGUUUGCAAGGUACCAACAUGGAGCACGCACAUAAGCUGGUAUGGAAGCCACCUUCUUCGCAUUUUCAAACAAGGACAUCAUACUAA